This is a messenger RNA of Polistes canadensis, 528 nucleotides long. Its product is annotated as sperm flagellar protein 1-like. Gene Ontology annotation, biological process: regulation of cytoskeleton organization. Gene Ontology annotation, cellular component: axoneme. Gene Ontology annotation, molecular function: microtubule binding. Bases 1 to 528 code for a protein of 175 amino acids. The record is from RefSeq and is a predicted model, not a curated record. Lineage: Eukaryota; Metazoa; Arthropoda; Insecta; Hymenoptera; Vespidae. The transcript is spliced from 3 exons.
AUGAACGACAUAAAAGAUAUGAAUGAUGAAUAUGGAAAUGAUCAAAACGAUCAUUCGAGAGAAUUAUGUGCUUGGAUCGAAAGUAUACCAUUCUCGAAACCUAAAAAAAAUUUAUCACCUCUUUCGUUAUAUCGAGAUUUUUCGGAUGGCGUAUUGUUAGCUGAAAUUCUCAAGGUGUAUUAUCCUCGUUACGUAGAUAUUCAUAAUUAUAUAUCAGCGAAUAAUUACUUUUUGAAAAAAGAAAAUUGGAAUACGUUAAAUCGUAAGGUAUUAACAAAGAUAGACAUUAAAUUAAAUAAAGACAUUAUAAGUCAACUUGUUAAUGAUAAAAAAGUUGAAGUAGAUCAGGAAGACGAACACGUGCCACGUCAAAUUUGUAUUCAAUUAAAACAAGAAUUACGUGAGAAAGAUAAUUUAAUAUGUACUUUAAAUCAUCAGAUCGCUUAUUUGGAAGGUGCAAUGAAAUUGAAAGAUUUACGUAUAUCCGGUCUGAUGUCAAAAAUAAAUUCAAAUUCGUAUUCACAUUAA